AUGUCAUUUAUAGCAACUGGAUCGCUUUUAAUUUUUGGACUGUUUUUUAUAUUUAAGGGUUUGCGCAGAUAUUUCCAUUUUGAACUUGAUAAAAGCUCAGGGCAUUAUGGAGGAGAACUGGUCGCAGAUGUAUUAAAGGCGCAUAAUGUGCCGUUUAUUUUUACACUCAUCGGUGGUCACAUAUCACCGAUACUAACAGCUGCAGAAAAGGAAAAUAUACGAGUGAUAGAUGUAAGACAUGAAGCUUCAGCUGUUUUCGCUGCCGAUGCUGUUUCAAGACUUUCUGGUUCUGUCGGUGUUGCUGUUGUCACUGCAGGACCUGGUCUCACGAAUACAGUGACUGCAGUGAAGAAUGCUCAGAUGGCUGAAUCUCCAGUGGUUUUGUUAGCUGGUGCUGCAGCAAGCCUUUUGCGUGGUCGUGGGUCACUUCAGGAUAUUGACCAACUCACUCUGUUUCGUCCACUUUGUAAAUGGUGCAAACGUGUAGAUUAUGUCAGAGAGAUUAUUCCUAUUCUUUGUGAAGCGUUUUAUAUUGCACAGUCGGAUACACCUGGACCAGUUCUAGUCGAGUUACCGAUUGACAUAUUAUAUCCAUACAAAUUAAUUGAAGAGCACACUAAUAUAUCCAACAAGACCAACUCUUUAAGACAAAAGAUUAUGAACUGGUACCUACGUUUUUAUCUUUUCAACUUAUUCGCCAAUGGGUUUACAUCAAAAUUGGAUCCUUCAAAAACUGGUGGUUUAGGUGCCAUUGUUAUUAAGUCACCGAAAAUUCCCCUCCCAUCGAAAAGACAGAUUAUAAAAUUAGCUCAACUUAUCCGGAUUUCUGAGAAGCCGAUAUUGCUAAUUGGUAGUCAGGCUGUUUUACCUCCAAUCUCGGCUAAAGAAACAGCUGUCAAUGUUCAAAUUUUGGGCAUACCUACUUACAUGUCAGGAAUGGCCCGUGGUCUCCUCGGUCGGGAUCAUCAACUUGGAUUUCGUCAUGCACGUCGUACAGCUCUUCGUGAGGCUGAUUUAAUCAUUCUAGCAGGCGCAAUUUGUGACUUUCGUUUAGACUAUGGUCGUGUAUUGAAUCGAAAGGCAAAAAUUGUUGUUAUCAAUCGAAAUAAAAAGAAUAUAUAUCUUAAUGCUGACUAUUUCUGGAGACCGUAUUUCACCAUUCAAGCUGAUGUGGGAACAACACUGAAAAAUUUAGCGCUUGAACUUCAAGACCAUAGUUUUGCUACUCAUGAACGCUAUUUUACGGAAUGGAUAGAUCUUUUGAAGUUGCGCGAACUGAAACGAGAUGAAGAGAUUAGAUCAAGCUGCCAAUCUGAAGGUGUUGAACAUAACAAUCCACUUGCAAUACUCUGGAAGUUAGAACAUUAUGGUUUGCCAGCAGAUUCCUCCUCUGAGGAUAGUAUUAUCGUUGCUGAUGGUGGGGAUUUUGUAGGAUCGGCGUCAUAUAUUGUACGUCCAAGACAACCAUUGUCAUGGUUAGAUCCCGGCCCGUUUGGAACACUAGGAGUUGGUGGAGGAUUUGCUUUAGGAGCUAAAUUAUGCCGACCAAAUGCUACUGUAUGGGUGAUAUAUGGUGAUGGUUCAUCUGCAUAUAGUUUAGCUGAAUGGGAUUCUCUUGCGCGUCAUCAUGCCCCUGCUAUUGGUGUUAUUGGUAAUGACGCUUGUUGGUCACAAAUCGCUCGUGAUCAGGUCGCAUUUUUCCAGUCUCAAAUUGGUUGCCAGUUAAAUUAUACACCCUAUGAAGUAGUCGGAUCAGCUUACAGUAGAAGUGUCGCCAGUGUUUCAGAUGAUAAUACAACUGCUAGUAAGGCAAGUGGUGUUACAGUCAACGGUUUCUUGGUUGACAAACCUCAGUUACAUCAGAUCAGUCAUAUAUUUGAUGAAGUUAAACGAUUGUCUAGUAAGGGUAUACCAUCUAUUAUGAAUUGCCUGAUUUCACCGAGUAAUUUUCGAGAAGGCAGUUUAUCUGUUUGA
Molecule: messenger RNA, 1974 nt
Organism: Heterobilharzia americana
Lineage: Eukaryota; Metazoa; Platyhelminthes; Trematoda; Strigeidida; Schistosomatidae
Source: the annotation of a GenBank genome assembly